This is a messenger RNA of Anastrepha obliqua, 576 nucleotides long. RefSeq lists its product as uncharacterized. The record is from RefSeq and is a predicted model, not a curated record. The transcript is spliced from 3 exons. The coding region runs from base 71 to 565 and encodes 164 amino acids. NCBI's taxonomy places the organism in Eukaryota, Metazoa, Arthropoda, Insecta, Diptera, Tephritidae.
UGGAUAUUGUAACAAAAUUCAAUUUAUCUUUAUUGUUCACUUUCUAUUUGUUGAAUUUGUUGAUAUUAGUAUGGCCACGCAGGCUCCAAUUUUAACAGAUACCGAAGGCGAGACCACGGUGGAGCUGGAGGAGUCUAUGGUCAAUCCAGCCUCACAUGCAACAAACGCCACCAAAAGCAUUUUCAAUAUAACAUUAAACGAUGAGCUGGAUCAUCAAAGAAGUCUUGAAAUCAAAAGUUAUGAGAUACGCCUCAAGGAGGAAAUAAAGCAGUGGAGUACACUUUGGCGCGAUUCAAUUCAACAACUGAAGAACUUCAAACUAAAAUCGCAUCCUGUCAUUGAUAUUUCUGUUUUGUCAGCAGAUAAACGCGCCUACUUAGAAAAGGCUCCAGAUUUACAACGGUUUCUAAGUGAUUCAAUUGACUUUCGGCAAAAGGCUUAUAUCUUUCUAGAAAAAGACUAUGCUGAAUUUCAAGAUGUCCAAAAUAAUAUUAUAGACGUUUGCGAGCAUAACAUAUUUAUUAAAAGGGAAAGCAAAAUUUCCGAGAAUUUGGCAAAUAAAUAACGUUUAUUUUA